UAAAACAGUGUGGGAAAAGCCAAGCAGGGGAAUAUUUUUGGUCAGGGAAAGUGACUGAUUAUAUUCCCUGUAUAAGAAAUAAGCCACAGACGUUCACGUCGGAUCUUUAAUUUAUUAUCUUUGUGUUUCAUUUUUAUGUUUUAAUUGUGUUUGGUAGUGUUAGUAGUUCCUUUUGUGAUUAAGUUGAGUCCCUGUCGGCAAAAUGUUGGAUUUCUUCGCCAUCUUCAGUAAAGGGGGCAUAGUGUUGUGGUGUUUUCAGGGAGCUGGUGUUGCUGAGUCUUUCGCUGGACCUGUCAACGCUCUCAUCCGAUCUGUCAUCCUGCAGGAGCGCAGUGGCAACAAUUCCUUCAACCACAAUGCAUUGACUUUAAAAUACAAGCUCGAUAACGAAUUUGAGCUUGUGUUUGUGGUGGGUUUUCAAAAAAUCCUCAUGCUGACGUAUGUGGACAAGUUUAUAGAUGACGUCCAGCUUCACUUCAGGGAUCGUUAUAAGAACGAACUGGAGCAGAGGGGCGCCAUCAAAUAUCUCAUUAACAACUUUGAGUUUGGGGACGACUUCAACAUGCUGCUGCGUGAGGCGGAGGAGAGCAGCCGUGCGAAGGAGCCGGUGGCGAUGAGGACCUUCACACAGUCCCAGAAGUCCCAGAAGACGGUCAAGUCCAUGAUCGAGACGAAGGGAGGGGACAAGAACAAGGAGCAGGAGAAGGGCAAGAAGAAUAAAAAUGCCAAAAAAGAAGCAGUGGAAGAGGGUGCGGGCGCAGCGCAGCCUAAAUCCCCACCCACUGCCAAGAAAGCCACGGUUGCCAACGGCAACCAGGAGCUGACGAAGGAGGAACUCAUCCAGCUGAAACGCGAGGAGAUGAUGCGCAAGAUGACCAGAGGCAGCACCACCACCACCAAAUCCCCCAAGCCUGUGAAGGAGAAGGAGGACAAGAAGAAGGCUAAGGUGAAGCGUGUGUGGGAUAACGGCAACACCAACGCCAAGGAGCUGGACUACAGCAACAAGCCCAACGGCUCCAACGACCCAGCAGGCCUGAACGGGGAGCCAGUGGAGCCGGUCCCUCAGCUGCCGUCCAUGGCUGGUGACCUCCAGGACGUGGACUAUGACUCCAGCGAGCCGGGGGAAGAAGAGGAGGAGGAGGAGGAGGAGGAAGAGGAGGAGAGGGUGGCCAACGUGGCUGCCGCAAAGUCAGGGGCCAAGCGUGGCGGUGGCUUUGGUGGCAUGUUUGGCAUGCUGAAAGGCCUGGUGGGCUCCAAGAGUCUUACUGUGGACGACAUGGAGCCCGUUCUGGAUAAGAUGAGGGACCAUCUCAUCGCUAAGAAUGUAGCAGCUGAAAUUGCCUCCCAGCUUUGCGACUCUGUGGCUAAGAAGCUGGAGGGCAAAGUCAUGGGAACCUUCACCACUGUGGCCUCGACCGUGAAGCAGGCUCUUCAGGAGUCCCUGGUGCAGAUCCUGCAGCCUAAGCGGCGCGUGGACAUCCUGCGGGACGUCAUGGAGGCGCGCUCGCACAGGAAGCCCUUCGUCAUCACCUUCUGCGGCGUCAACGGAGUGGGCAAGUCCACCAACCUCGCCAAGAUCUCGUUCUGGCUGAUCGAGAACGGCUUCAGUGUGCUGAUUGCGGCGUGCGACACGUUCCGCGCGGGGGCGGUGGAGCAGCUGCGUACCCACCAGCGCCGCCUCAACUCCCUCCACCCCCCCGAGCAGCACGGGGGACGCCCCGCCGUCCAGCUCUUCGAGAAGGGCUACGGGAAGGACGCCGCCGGCAUCGCCAUGGAGGCUAUCGCCUUUGCUCGUAACCAGGCCUUUGACGUGGUGCUGGUGGACACGGCGGGCCGCAUGCAGGACAACGCUCCGCUGAUGACCGCCCUGGCCAAGCUGAUCGCCGUCAACACCCCAGACCUGGUGCUGUUCGUUGGGGAGGCACUGGUGGGCAACGAGGCCGUCGACCAGCUGGUGAAGUUUAACCAGGCCCUGGCGGACCACUCCAUGUCUGACAAACCUCGCCUCAUCGACGGCAUCGUCCUCACCAAGUUCGACACCAUCGAUGACAAGGUUGGCGCUGCCAUCUCCAUGACUUACAUCACUGGGCAGCCCAUCGUGUUCGUGGGCACGGGGCAGACCUACAACGACCUCCGCAGUCUCAACGCACGCGCUGUUGUCAGCGCUCUCAUGAAGGCCUGAGCAGGACAUACACACGCACACACACACCACCUUCAAUGACCACACAAACAUACAUACACAUUGCCCAACACAGACGCCCCCCAACACACACACACAACCAUUAACACACUUCAAACGAACACACACCCCCCACCAACCUCAAUAACCUCCAACCCAAGCAUCUGAACCAGGUCCCUAAGGCGGAGGAUGGGGGGCACCAUGUGUACUGGGGUUUCUAUAUCUCUCACUCACUCUACAGGCAAACCAAGCCAAACUCCUGUAAUAAACUGGUAUGAUUUAUUUAA
Molecule: messenger RNA, 2466 nt
Organism: Engraulis encrasicolus (European anchovy)
Lineage: Eukaryota; Metazoa; Chordata; Actinopteri; Clupeiformes; Engraulidae
Gene: srpra
Product: SRP receptor subunit alpha
Exons: 14
Coding region: 203-2182 (659 amino acids)
Biological process (GO): intracellular protein transport; SRP-dependent cotranslational protein targeting to membrane
Cellular component (GO): signal recognition particle receptor complex; endoplasmic reticulum membrane
Molecular function (GO): GTP binding; ATP hydrolysis activity; GTPase activity
Source: RefSeq, a predicted model, not a curated record